Molecule: messenger RNA, 4832 nt
Organism: Callithrix jacchus (white-tufted-ear marmoset)
Lineage: Eukaryota; Metazoa; Chordata; Mammalia; Primates; Cebidae
Gene: EME1
Product: essential meiotic structure-specific endonuclease 1
Biological process (GO): resolution of meiotic recombination intermediates; mitotic intra-S DNA damage checkpoint signaling; replication fork processing
Cellular component (GO): Holliday junction resolvase complex; nucleus
Molecular function (GO): DNA binding; crossover junction DNA endonuclease activity
Source: RefSeq, a predicted model, not a curated record
GAAGUGUCACUGAUUGUGUUAAGGAAUAUAAGUCCUUGGCCUUCUCCUUUUGGGGGAGGUGGGGGGAGCAGUGAAACAUAAAUGGGAAAAAAAAAACAUCAUGUGUUCUGGGUCCUGACACAUUCAGUCUGAAUGUGCUAAGGAGAAAUGGACACCACAGAGCUGCCUACUUCAGAAGCUCACUCACCCUCAUGCACCCUGGGGGGGCCAGAACAGACCUGGGGAGCCUAGCACAUCCAGAGAGACUUCUGCUUCAGCUUUACCCACGACUUUUUUUUUUGUUAGAGUUUCACUCUUGUUGCCCAAGCUGGAGUGCAAUGGCGCAAUCUCAGCUCACUACAACCUCCGCCUCCUGGGUUCAAGCGAGUCUCCUGUCUCAGCCUCCCAAGCAGCUGGGAUUACAGGCGCGUGCCAACACAUCUAGCUAAUUUUUUGAAUUUUUAGUAGAAAUGGGGUUUCACCAUGUUAGUCAGGCUGGUUUCGAACUCCUGACCUCAGGUGAUCCCAAAGUGCUGGGAUUGCAAGCAUAAGCCACCGUGCCCGGCCUCACCCACGACUUUCUUAGCUACCCACUCAUCUAAUGCAUAUCAAAUGCUAGAAAAUCAAAAAGGCAGCUGGUCUAAGGGUGGCUCCCACAGGGUCCUGGCCAUUUCAGAAGGCUGGGCCCUUUCUUCCCAAAGUCCAUCAAGCAGAGGUCCAACCAUGACCCACACACUGCCCUUAAUCUGACCUCUUCAUACGCAUUACAAAGUGCUCAAUGCCAUUCAUUUGAAAAAGUAAUUUUAGAACUAAAAUUCAUACUAAGACUGUAGUCCCUUGCUAUACGACAAGCCUAGGGGUGGAAGUCCUUGCCUGCAGAGGUCUCCAGACACAGCCAUGAUUUAAGGCCCAUGUCAAUGUCUUUAGAGAAGCCUUGUGGGUCUCUGGAGCCUGUAAAUUCAGAGGUUCCUGAAGCCUGGGUUUCUGACAUUUCCAUGACAAAGAGACAAGCUGGGGCAAAGGACCAGAGAUAAGGACUUAGAAAGACAACAAGCUAAAUGCCCAGGACCAGGAUAUACCUACCUCUAAACAUCUAUUCAUUCAUUCAUGUACUUACUAAGCUCAGGAACUAGGCUUUUACUUUACUUACAUGAUCUCAUUCACCAAUCUUUCAUCCUACUCCCCAUUCUCCUCCUCAAAGCAAAUGGUGCCACCAUCCAUCCAGUUGCUUAGGCAGAAACCACAGUCACUGCAGAUCCCUUCUCUUCGCUGACCUCACAUACCCAGUUCAUCAGCAAGCUCUGUGGAUGCUAACUCCAAAACAGAUCUCAAAUUCAUCCAUUUUCCUCCCAGUUCACUGCCACCACAAACACCUUGGCUAAAUUCUCUCUCCUCAUAAGUACUAUUAUAGCUUUCCAUCUGAUUUCCUAAUUUCUACUCCUAUCCCCUUUAAAUUUACAUAAGAGCAAGAGUUUGCUUCUCAAAACAUAAAACUGGCUCAAGUCACUCUCCUGUCCCUCACUCUACACAGGGCUAACUGUCCUGUAAUUCUAUUUUUUUUUUUUGACACAAGGCUCCAUUCUGUCACUCAGGCUGGAGUGCAGUGGUAUGAACACAGCUCACUGCAGCCUUGACAUCCCACCUCAGCCUCCUAAGUGUCUGGGACCACAGGCACGCGCCACCACACCCAGCUAAUUUUUGUAUUUUUUGUAGAGACAGGGUUUUGUCAUGUUGCUCAGGCUAGUCUUGAACUCCUGGGCUCAAGCGAUCCGCCCACCUCGGCCUCCCAAAGUGCUGGAAUUACAGGCAUGAGCCACUGCACGCCUUCUGUCAUUCUUUAGGUCUUAAAUGUUAUCUCCUCACAGGACCUUAGAGGACUUCCUUCACCGUCCAAACUAAAAAAACACACAGAGAGACAGACAGACACACACACACACACACACACACACACUCUUUCUUCACAGCACUUGCCAGUUUACAACUAUUUUAUGUGUUCAUUUAUUGGCUUCUGCACCAGAGGGAACCGUUCGGGAGUUAGAGGCCUACUGUCUUCAUGUUCUCUGCAAAUUUUCCGAACACCUACCUCUGUGUCUAGCACAAAGUAAGACCUCAAUCUGUGGAAUGAUCAGAUUAACUUUUUCAGCCCCAGUGUGCCAAUGUUACUAAUGCUUCUACACAGAAAGGAAGGAUCCACCCAAACCCCCAACCGACAAGGAAGCCGUCCGUGCUCCGGAGGGAGGGUAAGGACAAGUGCUCCUCAAACUCCCUCACCCACGGCUUCACUCAGGAUUUGUCACGUGACCAGCAACAGCCGGCUCUCAAACCUGGAGUGCCCCACAGACUUUCCCUUGCAUUCGGGGUCCUCCGCAGAGAUUAAUGUCAUCUCCUUCCCUCCCUGCUGGCUCUACCACUCUGCCUCCCCUGCUCGCCCCGCUCUGAUUACCGCGUCCCAUUACCGGCUGUCCGGAUCCUUAGCGCCACCGCCGCCGACGCCAUGUUUGCGUUCACCAACUUCCGGUCCCCAAAAGGUUCUACUUCCGCUAUCAGUAGCUGUACUUCCGGGUCUUGUGUGGCAGUUGAAAGAGUGGCGGGAGAACUUGCAGGGAAUGAUUUGAUAGCACAUACUGAUGGCUCUGAAGAAGUCAUCACCCUCACUGGAUUCUGGUGACAGUGACUCUGAGGAGUUGCCAACAUUUGCCUUUCUGAAGAAGGAACCUUUAACAAAGAGGAGACAGCCUAAAAGGGAAGAGAAGAUUGUAGUAGUUGACAUCUCAGAUUCUGAGGCCUCCUGUCCUCCAUCACCAGGCUUGAAAGAUUCACCACCUGUCCCAGACACAGCUGAAACUGUCACACAAACACAGUCAGUCAGUUUGCUGUGCAGUGGAAGUGAGGAUGAAGAAUCUAUUCCUCUAGCUCAGAGGCUUAUACAUAAAUUUCUGACCCACAGGCAACUGAGCCCUGAGGACUCUAGCUCCCUAAUUAAAAGUGUUUUGGAUUAUCAAAAUAAUGAAGGUGUGUCAUGUGACUGGAAAAAGCAGCCCUUUUCAAAGAUCCCUGAACUUCCCCUCCAUGAUACUCCAGAGAGGAGUGCAUUAGAUAACAAGGACCCAAUCUUAGAUCCAUGCCGUCAGCUUCCAGCCUACCAGUCUACCUGCUCUGGCCAGAGCAGCAGCUUGGCAGUAACCAAAACAAAUUCUGAAAUCCUCCCACCCCAAAAGAAAACCAAGCAGAGUCAGAAGGUCCAGGGAAGAGUCUCACAGGGAUGCCAGCAGCAGAGACAAGUAAGGCAGAAGGAAAGCACCCUGAGACAACAGGAAAGACAGAAGGCAGCACCGGUAACCAGGAUGAAAGCCCAGAGGCCAGAGGAAUGUUUAAAACACAUCAUUGUGGUGCUGGAUCCAGUGCUUUUACAGAUGGAAGGUGGGGGCCAGCUCCUGGGAGCACUGCAGUCCAUGGAGUGCCGCUGUGUGAUCGAGGCGCAGGCCGUGCCUUGCAGCGUCACUUGGAGGAGAAGGGCUGAGCCAUCUGUGGACGGAGAGGACUGGGUGGAGGAGCCAAUAGUCCUGGUGUUGCUCCGGGAAGAGGCAUUUGUGUCCAUGAUCUACAAUGGAAAGCAGGGAAGCCUGGACAGCACUAGGAAAGAGAAGGAAACAUUUUGGGGCUUUGUAACUGAUAUCACAGCAAGGACAGCAGGGAAAACUCUGUCACUGGUGAUUGUGGAUCAAGAGAAAUGCUUCAGUGCUCAGAAUCCUCUGAGAAAAGGGAAACAGGGAACAAAUAAACAGAUGAAGGAGAAGCAGCAGAGACAACCAGAGGCCAGCACAGCGUCCAUGGUAUCCAGGGUAGACGUGGAAGAGGCAUUGGUGGAUCUGCAGCUACACACGGAAGCCCAGGCUCAAAUUGUGCAGAGCUGGAAAGAGCUGGCUGACUUCACAUGUGCAUUCACAAAGGCUGUGGCUGAGACGCCCUUCAAGAAGCUCCGAGAUGAAACUACCUUCUCCUUCUGUGUGGAGAGUGACUGGGCUGGAGGGGUGAAGGUGGACCGUGCUGGCAGGGGACUCUCACUGGUUUGGAGGAGACAGAUUCAGCAGCUGAACCGAGUCAGCCUGGAAAUGGCCAGCGCAAUUGUGGAUGCCUAUCCCUCCCCGCAGCUUCUGGUACAGGCUUAUCGACAGUGUUUUUCGGAGCAAGAACGCCAGAAUCUGCUUGCAGACAUACAGGUGCGCCGUGGAGAAGGUGUGACAUCCACCUCUCGCCGUGUUGGACCAGAGCUAUCCAGGCGUAUCUACCUUCAGAUGACUGCUUUACAGCCAGAUCUGUCUUUAGAUAGUGUUGACUGAUUCUAGCCUUCAGGGAUGAGGAUGAAAAGCUGGAGACUGCCACCUCCCCAGCCUCAGAGCCUGACUGCAGUGAAGAGACUGGUAGCACCUGGAGCACAAGCCUAGGUGAGGCCCAGUCUCUCCUGGGUCUUAUUAUUUGUGAAAGUCUCUCUGCCCAUCAGCUAGGGCAGAGACUGAAAUACUGCCACCUACCUUCGGCAUUUAAUGUUCCUCUCCUGGCAAAAAUUAACUGCCACAGACAAGCCACCCCCACUCCUACCCAGCCAGCCCUCAAAACACAAAGGAACAAAGACAGUCCACUCAGACACGUAUUUAAUAACGGUAGAAAUCCAAAAGAAUUAGCAUCAAAUCUCGAAGUCGUGAGUGAAGCUGCGGAUUGGCUUGACUGGGCUCAGCCACUGAGCUGCCUCAACCGGCCAAGGAACAGGAUAUGACUAUGCGGACUUCUAUGUUGUCUUAAUCUCAUUGUAUGUAUUACGUAUUUAGUUUCAAUAAAGCAUUUGUACCAAUGGC